CCGGGCCGGGCCCACAGGCCGGUCUCGGCCUCCCGCAGGCCGAGCAGUCGGGUCCGGGAUGCGGCCGGGGCCCAGCCGGGACCUCGCUGGCCGCCGCGCGGGGAGACGCGCGGCUCGGGCCCUCGGGUCUGCCCCUCUCCGCGCGCUGCCUGCCCGCGGGGCCAGCUCCGCCGAGCGCGCCCGCCUGGGGUGGGGAGGAGACCCGGGACGCGCCGAGGGCCGGCCCGGUAGGCCCUCGCCCGCUCUCCCUCGGAUCCAAGGAAGACCCUUCCUUGUAUUGAUUGAUGUUCUGACUCCCCCUCAGCUUCCAAAAUGAUGCUGAGUCCGGACCAAGCCGCCGACUCGGACCACCCCAGCUCGGCGCACUCGGACCCGGAGUCGUUGGGCGGCGCGGAGGCCAAGGUGCUGGGCAGCGUGUCGGACCUGGAGCCGGUGGAGGAGGCCGAGGGCGACGGCAAGGGCGGCAGCCGGGCCGCGCUCUACCCGCACCCGCAGCAGCUGAGCCGCGAGGAGAAGCGCCGCCGCCGGCGCGCCACCGCCAAGUACCGCUCGGCCCACGCCACCCGCGAGCGCAUCCGCGUGGAGGCCUUCAACUUGGCCUUCGCCGAGCUCCGCAAACUGCUGCCCACGCUGCCCCCGGACAAGAAGCUCUCCAAGAUCGAGAUCCUGCGCCUGGCCAUCUGCUACAUCUCCUAUCUCAACCACGUCCUGGACGUGUAGGGCCGCGGGCGCGGCGGGAGGCCGCCUGUCCGGAAGCCGGGGGAGCGCCACCGGCCCCGGGGGGCAGCCGCAGGGCUGGUGGACGAGAGGGCCGCCCAGCCGGACAGCCGCUGCGAGAGGCCUGGACGCGGGAGGAAGCUUGCCACGCGUUCGAGCUCUCUCCGGUCAGCGGGGAGUCGAGGGAAGGUUUCCAACUCGGGAAGGUGGGGUUGUCUGGCGAGCCCCCGGGUUUGCAGGGGGCAUUAUUCCAGGCGAGCCUCCCCGAGGCACCCGCAACGCACAGCCUCCAAACCUCCCCUCCGUGUGUUAGGAUCCCUUUAAGGGUGGUUGCUUUAGCUCACUGGAGGCUUUGAGUUCUCCAUUUAUCUCCCACAGAUCUUCACGUUUUGAAAGAAUGAGGGCAGGAGCUCAGAAGCUCAGAGUAAAGCCUCCUAACUUUAGACUAUCUGGGAUUUUUCUAAUUGACAAAUCACCUAACAUUUGGAGGGGGUGGGAGGGACUCUCCUCCAGUGUAGAGAUUUAAGGCACAGAACGGUGGAACAGGAAAGUUUCCAUUCUGCUGUGGAAGGGAAGAUUAUAUUGGGAUCCAAAUAAAAUAGACAAACCCUGAAUAUUGGUAAGCUUAAAAGAUAAAGAACAGACACACUGUGGGAAGAUUUGAUCUUGGUGAGAUUUUAACCCCAAGGUAGGACACUGAUGUAGACAGGAGAAUCCAUAUUUAAAUGGAAAUUUUAAUAUCUGAUUGCUUUUUCAGGCGAAGUGCCCCUUUAUAUAUCCAAAAACAUCUAUUUGUGACCUUAAACAUGUGGACCCAUAGGUACAGUUAGCAAAAGACAACCUAUUUUUAUUUAUGUUAGAAGGAGUAGAGUAUUUUUUUCAAGACAUUUAUUUUUCAGAGUGGUGAUAAUUUUACUUUGGAUACUCUGUGCCAAUUUAUUUAUAGUCAAGUGUUUACAAUUUUUCCUGUGGAAUAAUUAUGUCUAACUUUUUAUGUGUCUGUUGAGAUUAUACUGUGGUCUUUCUUUUUUGCUCUAAUUAUAUUGCACUUGUAUAACAAAUUUCCCACUUCUCCCUGUUUCUAAACAUAUUUUAUAUAUUAAGAUGUUUGUUCUUGAAAAGGUUCUUUUGUUGUGAGAUCAGCAACAUUAGCACUUCACUAUUAUAGUUUUUUAAAAAAAAGUAAGUGUUGUUAUUCUUAUGUGUAGUUAUGUCUGAAAAGUACUUUACAAACUGUUUAUAAGGACAGUAGCUUCUUUGUGUGUGUGUGUGUGUGUGUGUGUGUGUGCUGUUUGUGCGUGGGAUGAUUUUAGGAAAUUAAGUUAUUUUCCUAAAAAAAAAAAAAAAGAUUUCAAAACUACUUUCCUCUGUGACAACCAAAAAGAAAAGUCUAUAACCUGAAAAUGUUUCAUGUUCUCAGCUGUGAAACUCUUAAAACAAGGAGUGUAUUUUAGAGACAAGGGAAAAAAAAAACCACACAUCUGCUAUCCAAAGAUUUUAGUCUUUUUCAGGGUUUUUUUGUGUCUCUGUUGCUUUAUAUAAUGCAAUAUUUUGUAGUGAAAAUAGAUAUAACCUGGUUUCUAUCUGACGAGUUUUUCAUAUCUCAUGAAUGGUGCGCUGUUUUGCAUAUAAAUA
Molecule: messenger RNA, 2352 nt
Organism: Acinonyx jubatus (cheetah)
Lineage: Eukaryota; Metazoa; Chordata; Mammalia; Carnivora; Felidae
Gene: NHLH2
Product: nescient helix-loop-helix 2
Exons: 1
Coding region: 313-720 (135 amino acids)
Biological process (GO): regulation of transcription by RNA polymerase II
Molecular function (GO): protein dimerization activity; RNA polymerase II cis-regulatory region sequence-specific DNA binding; DNA-binding transcription factor activity, RNA polymerase II-specific
Source: RefSeq, a predicted model, not a curated record